Olea europaea var. sylvestris is the source of this 2104-nucleotide messenger RNA. RefSeq lists its product as uncharacterized. The transcript has 6 exons. Bases 288 to 1817 code for a protein of 509 amino acids. The record is from RefSeq and is a predicted model, not a curated record. Lineage: Eukaryota; Viridiplantae; Streptophyta; Magnoliopsida; Lamiales; Oleaceae.
UUCACAAUUCAAAACUAAAGGCGCUCAAAGCAGACAGCGAACAUUUUCCCUCCUCCUUUUUCUCAAUCCACUUCUCGCUCGUAACAAAGCCGAAGACCCAAUUUCCCCAAAUUUUCUUCUCUCUUCCUCAAGGGUUUCUAUCCGUGUUUGUGGAGCAGGGGCUGGCAAAUCUAUGAUUUUGGAGAAAUCUGUUAAGUAGGGUUGUGAACCAAGUGUUAGAGAGUCAAUUGUGAAAUUGGGUUUUGAAUAUUUGGGUUUGAGUUUGUUGCAUAGAGUGAAUUUUCGUGAUGGCCGAGAGGAAUGCUUCUGAUGGGUAUAGGAAACUACGAUCAGUGUUCGGUGAUGUCACGAAUCAGCUUGGCAAGAGGAGAUCUUCAGAGAAAGAAACAUGUGAAAUUAAGAGAAAUAAUUUCAACGAUCAAGAUAAGGUUAAACAGCCACGUGGUUUGCCUCGCCCGUGUACCGAGAUUAACUCAUUGAAAGGGAAUGUUAUAUCGAGUAUUUCAAAAGUGCCCAAUGAAAACAAGGACACAGAUGGUUUAGAUUUUUGCGAGGAUUCUGCUGUUCUCAAGAGCAUAGUUGUAGUUGAAGAUGUCAAAAAUAGGAGCGAAAGUGAGAAUUGUAAAAAAAUGAAGAAUGUUAAAAUAGGUAGUUCAAAAUCUCUUUAUGAAAAUAAGGACCCCAAGAUUGUGGAUCUUAGUAGUGAGGAUUCUGGUUCCAAGAUUGUUAUUCAAGGGGAUGUAGUUGAUAAUGACAUUGCAGAUCGCUGCAAUGCGACCAAUUCUUUUAAGGACAGUGCUAUUUCAGGGAUGGGUAAAAUGUUGAGAGAAAAUACUGUUUACCCUAAUUUAGUAGAACUUGGUGCGGGCAGAGCUUUUAAUCAAAUUGAAAUCGAAGCUGAUGUUUGUGAUGGGAUAGAUUCAUCAAAGGAGUGUGUGAUUACAGGGAUUCCAAAUACAGAUCACAAAAAGAAGUGCUCCAGCUUGAUAGAUACUGGCACUGGCAGAGUGGCUGAGGUUAUUGUGAGCAAUUCAGGAGAUGGUGCAAUGCGCAACUCAAAAAUAUCCAGCAAAAAUGGGAACCUAAAUUUAUUAGAUCUUGACAAGGGUAAAGGUCUCCAUGGUUUAAAUGCUGAAGAUAUUAAUGAGUUCGUUGACAGUUUUGUUACAAAAAUCUCGGUGCCAAAUAGUGAAACUGGUGGUGAUAGUGUUCUUGAUGGAAAGAAUUGCAAUGAUGAUGAAGCCAAAGUCAGUAAUGAAGGCACUCAGAGCGAAACUGAUCGUCAAACUUAUGGGGAUGAUGAUAAUGUUGAUAGUUAUGUCUUGAGUCAGUCUGGGUCCAUUGACUGUAAUAUACUGCCUGAGUCACAAGAAUCUAGAGUGUUUGGAUUAGAGAGAUGCAGUGAACUUAAAAGGGGCAAUGAAUGUGCUAAUAUGAGUGGAGAGAUUGACUUGAUCAAAGCAUGCUCUUGUUCUUUUUGCACAAAAGCUGCUUAUAUAUGGUUGGACCUCCACUACCAGGACACCAAAGCUCGAAUUUCUGCAAUAAAGAAGAGCCAAAAAGAAGCAAGCAUUUUGGCUGCAAGAAGCUCUAGGAGUAAGGCAACUGAGAAACAUGGUCUUGGAAACUCCUCUAGAGUUUCAAAGUUAGAAUCUGAUCUGAUGCAUCAGUGGAGGCAUCUCUUCCAACACAUGGUGGACACAUGCGAGCACGAGUCUAACCAGCUUGAAACUAAUCUACUACCACUAGUGGAGUUGAGGGAGCAAUGCAGGACAGAUUUGGAGCACAUUAACGCUUCAUCUUCAGAGAAGCAUUAGUUUUGAUUUGGAGGCUGAGAUUUAUUAGUCAAUUCUACUUGGUUAUUAAAUUUCAUAGCUUUAAAAUUUCUUGUAGAUGCAAAACACCUGCAAGGCAUAUUUGUCUGUUGCAUGAAAAUCCCUUUUACUUGGGAUAUUCAAGCUAUGUACCUUCCUUUUGUUCUGUAUUAGAGGAAUGGCAUGCUUAUGCCUUUUUGUCGAAUUAUAUCGAUUUAGACAUUUAGAGCUUGUUUGUAAACGUUGUCUGAUCAUGAAUGUUAUAUGACUUUGGAUUGUUGGGAGCUCCA